AUGCGUUUUAAUUUCCACAGUCUCUUUCUGACAUUAUUAUGCACAUCAACAAUAACAACAACAACAUUAGCCGCCAAACUCGAAAAACGAUGUUCACUCAAACGAGAAUCCAUCACCAUUGAAAAUGGCUUGCCUAUUGCCAAAAUCAAGAUUGGUACACCACCACAGACAUUUUCUGUCGUGUUUGAUACAAGCAAUUCUUUAACGUGGGUUCCAUCCACUGAGUGCCGUAGUAAAGAAUGUCGUCAACAGCAGCAUUUGUACAAUUCAAAUUCAUCCUCCACUGCUGUCAACUUGCACAAACCGAAAGUCUCUAUAAAAUAUGACGAAGGCGUUUGUUUAGACGCACGACUCUACACUGAUACCGUCUCUGUAGCUGGCCUUGCUGUACCUAACCAAGUCUUUGGUAGUGCUUAUGCUGUUCAUGGACUUGCUGGAGAAACCUAUCUGGGCUCUCUUGGCUUGGGUGGAUUCAAUCCGGAUGGUUCCACAAAGUAUCUCACCUCUUCUUCAGCCACGACACUUUCAAAGAGAUAUGUCCCUAAUGGUGGCUUUGCUCAAAAUGGUUUCCAACAAGCUUAUGGUCAAAGCUCAGGUCAAUUUGGCAUGUACACCAAUUACAAUAGCGGCACAUUUUAUCAAAAAAGAAGCAACACAGGUGGCGAUGGUGAAUUUAUCUUUGGCGGUAUUGACCAUGAUGUCUACAAAGGCGACGUUGCCUAUCUCAAAUUACCUACCUGCGAGGAGGGUGGAUCUCCCUUUUGGAAAACAGAAUUGAGCUGUGUCAAGCUGACGGGUGGUAAGGGCGAGGACGACGACGAUAAACGAUUUGAUCUAAAGCUCGCUCCCAAGACGUUAUCCACCUUCAGUACAGGCGUCCAUUCUAUAUUGGCGCCUACAAAGCAGGCCGAUAUGCUCCAUGCUGCUCUUGGAGAUGCCCACUACGAUGAAGACAAAGGUGUCUAUCAGCUCUCUUGCUGUGACAAGAUCGACCAAUUGCCUACCUUGGCCUUUGAUUUCAAAGAUGGUUAUCGUGUCUCCCUUCCUCCUUCGUUGUAUGUCAAGAAAGUCGAUGAAAAGACAUGCCAUACGCUGAUUGGCAGAAAUCUCGGUACGGCUCUCGAUGACCAUAAUACAGAAGACUGGAUUUUGGGCGGUGCUUUCUUGAACAACUUUUACCAUAUUUAUGAUUUGAGUAACAUGCAAGUUGGUUUAGCCAUUCCUAAAAACGGAUGUGAUGCCAAGAUUGAUAAGAUUCAUCAUCACUAA
This is a messenger RNA of Mycotypha africana, 1269 nucleotides long. Its product is annotated as aspartic peptidase domain-containing protein. NCBI's taxonomy places the organism in Eukaryota, Fungi, Mucoromycota, Mucoromycetes, Mucorales, Mycotyphaceae. Gene Ontology annotation, biological process: proteolysis. Bases 1 to 1269 code for a protein of 422 amino acids. The transcript is spliced from 8 exons. Gene Ontology annotation, molecular function: aspartic-type endopeptidase activity. The record is from RefSeq and is a predicted model, not a curated record.